CCAAGCGAAGCGAACGCAAGGGAAAUGUACGAGAUUUGUACUCUGUUGAAAUAAUACGUCAUACCAUAUUCUAAAGUGUUAUUUCUUAAUUUGUUUGUGAUUCGCAUUACAAUACCUAAAUAAAACAGCAUAAUGCCGGCGGCACGGGGCGUUAAGCGAACAGCGUCCAAGUCAUCGGCCGCCACAUCAUCCUCGGGCCCCAAAAAUAAGAAAAAACGUGGAGGAAUCCAGUUGGAUAUACCAACUGCACACAAAAAGAGGGGUCGCGUAUUUGCAUGUGGACAAGGGGAUGUUGGUCAGCUCGGUUUAGGUGAAGAUGUUAUUGAAACUUCAAAAUUCAAACAUGUGACCGCGUUAGGAGAUAAAGUGGUGGAGGUCCGCGCAGGGGGUAUGCACACUGUCGUACUCGACAGCGAUGGGAAGGUGUGGACGUUCGGGUGUAACGACGAGGGCGCGCUCGGCAGACAGACCUCCGGAGAAGCGGAGGAGGCGGCGCCGCGGGGCGUCACACUGCCGGCGCGGGCGCUGCGGCUCGCGGCCGGGGACUCGCACUCCGCCGCCCUCCUCGCCUCCGGGGACGUGUACGUGUGGGGCUCCUUCCGGGACUCCCACGGCAGCAUGGGGCUGGUGAUCCGCGGGCGGGCGGCGGUGCCGAGCCGCGAGCCGGUGCGCGUGCCGCUGCCCGAGCCCGUCGCCGACCUCGCCUCGGGGGCCGACCACCUCGUGCUGCUCACGACAUCCGGCUCUGUGUACACAAUGGGUUGCGGAGAACAAGGUCAGCUGGGCAGACUCUCACAGCGGUCAGCGUCCAGAGAAGCUAGACAAGGAUUUAGCGCCCUAUUGGUGCCAUCGAAGGUGACCUUGAAGGGUGGAGCGUCCAAGGUGUGGGCGGGCUACCAUGCAACCUUUGCACUAGAUGCCACCAAGGAGAAACUCUUCGCCUGGGGGUUAAAUAAUUAUGGACAACUCGGUAUAACGGGGGAGAAGCGCAAGACUGCUCUGUACUCGCCCGUGGAGUGCGAUGCGUUCCCGACCAGCGGCGCACCAUGGAGGGCCCUCGCAGCCGGACAGCACCACUCGCUGGCAGUCGACGGCGCCGGACGGCUGCGGGCCGUCGGACGCUGCGAGUACGGCAGAUUAGGUCUCGGCGAUCGGGUCGGUGACGCAGAGGUACCAGAGCCAGUUCCCAAGCUUGAGAACAAAAAGUGCAUCAGUAUAGCGGCCGGCAUCAGUAAUUCCUUCGCUGUUACCGACACAGGGGAGCUGUACGCGUGGGGCAUGGGAAGCGAAGGUCAGCUCGGUACCGGAGCCUCCAGUGACGCCAACGAACCCACCCUCAUCCUGCCACACGCCCUGCUGGUCUCCGCGGGGGGACAGCACACACUAUUACUGCAGGAAGACCCAUCAGGCCCAAAAGAAGAUUCCCCAGAACCAGAACAAGAAACGGCAGAACAAAAAGAAGACGAAGAAGAAAUAGAAGAGGAGAAUGAAAAAGUACCCGAAAAACCCAAAGGACGGCCGAAUAAACGGCAAAAAAAGCAAGAUCAAGAAGAUGAAGUCACCUCCACGUCGAGUGCGCAACCAUCGGAGGUCGCAGAAGAAAAUAAACCACAGAAACUAAACGGUGACGAAAAGAAAGAGACGCCAAUGGAAGUAGACGAAACUGACAACACCCAAGAAAAAGAACCAGAGAAGACAGAAACCGAAACCGUCACGGAACCGGCCACAGCGAACACACAAUCAGAAACAACAGAAACAAAAGAAGACAAGACCGAAACGGACUCCAGCCAAGAGACGGACAGCGAGACAAAGUCCCAAGAGUCCCAAGAAGAUAACUUGGAGAAAUUAAACGACGUGGAAAUGGAGAAGGAAGUGAACGGGGCUCCGGAGGUCGUGGAAACGAAGACGGUCGAGUCAAUAGCCGCCGCCAACCCCCUAACGACCACGGCGUGAUGGUAAAUCCGUUUUGAUUAGUAGGAUUGUUACGCAAGUGAAAUUGUUCCAUGUACAUUUCUGUCUUCGAGGCGUAAAGACGUUGUCAGUGUAAUUACAUCAAUGUAGGUACUUCCGCCUUCGUUUUUCGGUAUUUCGACCGUCCGCCAUUUUGUUUUUGUGUUACAUUCAAAAUGGCGUCCGUGAAUUUAUGUAAACAAAAUUGUAUAAAACAAAUAAUUGGAGGCGUUUCGAAGUCUACGGUUGCUUUUUGCAGAGAAUAUUAAUUCUUGUAUCAAGUAUUGUUGUUUUUAUAAAAAUCCGUCGAUGUUAGUUAAAAAAACAUCAGUCCAUAGAUAAAUUAAGCUCAAUAUUAGAAUUAUGAUUAUAUUCAUUAUUUGUAAAGUUAAACUUGAUCAUAGGAACCGUUUUAAUUAUCCGUAUCAAUAUUAACUAACAAUUGUUAUUUUAAAUAAUUACAUAAAUAAUUUGUACAAACCUUAACAAAUUAUACACUUUCACAAAUCGCUCUGAUAAUGCUGAAAAGCAUGUAAAGUUUGGUAGUUUUUGAGAUUGUCACUAACAUAUAAGCAGACGUGAUUAGAACUUGGUUUUAUAUGUAUACAUACAUAUACA
Achroia grisella is the source of this 2568-nucleotide messenger RNA. RefSeq names its product regulator of chromosome condensation-like (gene Rcc1). Gene Ontology annotation, cellular component: cytoplasm. NCBI's taxonomy places the organism in Eukaryota, Metazoa, Arthropoda, Insecta, Lepidoptera, Pyralidae. The record is from RefSeq and is a predicted model, not a curated record. The coding region runs from base 133 to 1953 and encodes 606 amino acids. The transcript has 14 exons. Gene Ontology annotation, molecular function: guanyl-nucleotide exchange factor activity.